Molecule: messenger RNA, 2637 nt
Organism: Artibeus jamaicensis (Jamaican fruit-eating bat)
Lineage: Eukaryota; Metazoa; Chordata; Mammalia; Chiroptera; Phyllostomidae
Gene: TTYH1
Product: tweety family member 1
Exons: 13
Coding region: 1247-2338 (363 amino acids)
Cellular component (GO): plasma membrane; smooth endoplasmic reticulum membrane
Molecular function (GO): volume-sensitive chloride channel activity; intracellularly calcium-gated chloride channel activity
Source: RefSeq, a predicted model, not a curated record
CCCCCACCCGGGGGAGGCUGCAUCACCUGGAGCUGCAUCGCUGCUCUUCUCGUCGGCUGUAACCCUGCUGGACUCGGGGACGUCACGCCCAGUUUUGAAAAAGGAAAGUUCAGGGAAACCGACAAGGCCACGUGGCCCAAGCCGCGGAGUGGAACCCGCUGGGAGCUUCUGGGACACCCCCGGGGGCGGAGGAGAGGAGGGUUUGGCACCCCAAAAUCAAGGGCCAGCUCGGAGCACAGCCCCGCGGGCAGCCCCCCACCCCCCACCCACGCGCGCACAGUAGGGCAGGGCAGCCGUCCUGUUCCACGGAUCAGGGCCCCGAGAGACCUGCCGGGCCCCGGGGAGUGCACUGCCCGGAAGGCGGUACUCCCACCCAUUCCCUGACCACUCCAUCACCUCCUGGCGCAGUGUCUGUGUUUGGGGGUGUUGGCGAAGGAGGCGGCCAGGCGGCCUGCGUCCAAGACGCUUCCUCUCGAGCCCCCCCCCCCCGCCCGCUGAGUGGGGGUGGACGGGGCAGGCGGACAAAGGCCCGGUGGGGGAGAGACACGGCCGGCCCCCGCGGCCUGGGAACAAGAGCGACUUUGUGGGCCUGCGGACAAUGGGCGGGGGUGCGGGCGGGCGUUGGGUCCCAGGGCUGGGGGUGGGAGCCUGCGCUGCGGCUGGGAACUGGGAGGGCGUCCCGCUCCCUCCUCCUCUGUCUGGCCCUGGCCCCUCCGCGGAGGGACACGCUGGAGUGGGGGGUGGGGGCCAUUCAGGCCCCACAAUGGAGCUCUGUGUGCUGGCCGCGGAGGGGCGGGGGUGCCCACAAUCCCUUGCUUGGCUCCCAGCUGGCCAGAAGCUUGGGUCCCGCGGGUGAGGGGUGCGGGGGGGUUGGCUGGGGACUCCAAGCUCAGGUCCCCCAGAAGAUGAUGGCUGGGGGCCUGAACUCCUGGGAAACCCCAGGAUGUGGGGGAGAGGACGGAUGGACUCCGGAGGGGCAGGUCCUGGGGACCCUGGAUGCUUGGGAAAGGGUCAGGGAGACGGUCGUGGAGCCAGCGGUCGUGGGUGAGGGGAAGACCAGCCAUCCUGGGCCUGGGCAGGACGGGGGUUCCGCUCCAGUGAGGCGCGAGUUAAAUCUGGGGUACCCUCCCCUCGCCACUCCACCUACCAUUAGCAUCACAAUGACGUCCCGCGGCCCGGGGGAGUGAGGCCUUCCCGUUACCGUGGCAACCGGUGGGGGCCAGCCUGGAGACGUUCUUUUCCCACGAUGGGCUCGCCCAACGCGGGCAUUGGCAUCGGUUUCUAUGGCAACAGCGAGACCAGUGACGGGGUGGCCCAGCUCAGCUCCGCCCUGGUGCACGCCAACCACACGCUCACCGCCAUCGACCACCUGGUGCUGGAGAUGGUGGAGAGGCUGGAGGAGGCCGUGACCACAGAGCUGACCACUCUGGAGGAGGUGCUCACGCAGCGCACGGAGCUGGUGGCUGCCACCCGAGGGGCUCGGCGGCAGGCGGAGGCCGUGGCCCAGCAGCUCCAGGGGCUGGCCUUCUGGCAGGGGGUGCCCCUGAGCCCCCUGCAGGUGGCCGAAGAUGUGUCCUUUGUGGAGGAAUACAGGUGGCUGGCCUAUGUUCUCCUGCUGCUCCUGGAGCUGCUGGUCUGCCUCUUCACCCUCCUGGGCCUGGCGAAGCAGAGCAAGUGGCUGGUGAUCAUGAUGACUGUGAUGAGCCUUGUGGUUCUUGUCCUGAGCUGGGGCUCCCUGGGCCUGGAGGCGGCCACAGCCGUGGGCCUCAGUGACUUCUGCUCCAGUCCAGACACCUACGUCCUGAACCUGACCCAGGAGGAGACUGGGCUUGGCUCAGACAUCCUGAACUAUUAUUUCCUCUGCAACCAGGCCGUCUCCAACCCCUUUCAACAGAGGCUGACUUUGUCCCAGAGAGCUCUGGCCAACAUCCACUCCCAGCUGCAGGGACUGGAGCGAGAAGCUGUGCCCCAGUUCCCUUCCGCGCAGAAACCUCUGCUGUCCUUAGAGGAGACGUUGAAUGUGACUGAAGGAAACUUCCACCAGUUGGUGGCCCUACUGCACUGUCGAGGCUUGCACAAGGAUUACGGCGCAGCCCUGCGCGGCCUGUGUGAAGACGCCCUGGAAGGCCUGCUCUUCCUGCUGCUCUUCUCCCUCCUGUCUGCGGGAGCCCUGGCCACCGCUCUCUGCAGCCUGCCUCGCGCCUGGGCCCUGUUCCCACCCAGGAAUCCAAGCGCUUUGUGCAGUGGCAGUCAUCUAUCUGAGCCCCUUCUCCACGUCCCACUGGAGCCGGCCCCUCCUCCCCGUUCCUUCCCUGGCGGCCAGAGAAGACCCCACUAACCCAGCCUCACUGGGCUCCCACCACUAACACCACCCCUGGCCACGGACACCCCAAACAGGACUGCCUUCCUGCCCUGCUCUCUCUCUACGCGCCCUUAGCCCUGAGAGGAGGCUGACGGCAGAGCGGGGCGGGGCAGUCCCUGGAGAGGGGACCCCCUCCUCCUUGGCCACCAGGGCCAUUCUCCAAGAGACUUGUGUGCCCUCCCUCCCACCGUGCACUGGUGGGCUCAGGGCCCCUGAUCUCAACUUGUGGCACUAACUUGGGAAUGGGUUGAUUUGAAAUAAAAGGGAAGACUUUA